AUGAGUGAGAAACCAGAUGUGCUCGUGUCAGUCGACCUCGGCACCACUUUCACAGGUGUCGCCUGGAUGACGCCCAAGACGCCGAUACAGGUCAUCAACGACUGGCCGGGGAGCGGCGAUCGAGGCGAGCGCAAAGUCCCGACCGUCCUCACCUAUAACUCGAACGGCAGCCUGUCGAAAUGGGGCUUCAUGUGCGGGGACGAGGAGGAGAACAUGCCGGGUAAGGUACGGCGUGAGUUCUUCAAAAUCUUCAUCGACCCGGACACACUGGAGGCGUGGCAGAAGAGAGGACUCCCCAACGCGCCGCAUAACGUCGCCGAGGCCGAGAGGCUGGUGACAGACUUUAUGCGGGAGGUGUACGAGCACGUCAAGGAGUCCAUCGAGACGCAGCUGGGGCGGCGUCACUCGGGCGGCUGGACGGACAUGAGCGUCCACUUCCUUUUCAGCGUGCCGACCACGUGGACCAAGAUGGAGACGAUCAACGCCUUCAAAAGGAUCAUCCACGACGCCGGCUUCGGCGUUGAGGGGCCGCGGCACUUGGCGCAAGUCGACCUGACCGAGGCCGAGGCGGCGGCCGUCGCUACUCUCAAAACGAGCGCGGUCGACUUCCACGUGGGGAGCCUCUUCUUGACGGUGGACGCCGGCGGCGGCACAACGGACCUGGCGGUGAUGCAAAUCACCUCGACCGAUAGCAAAUACCCGCAGAUGUCGCAGAUCUCCGAGGUCAAGGGCGUCGGCAUCGGGGCAUCCCUCAUCGACGUGGCCUUCAUAAACCUGGUGAACUCGCGGCUGGCUGCGUACCCCGAGGCGCACCGCCUGCUCCCUCACAACCUGGCGUUCCGGAUGUCGAGGAGCCACCACUUCAAGACGGUAAAGCACAAAUUUGGCGAGAGGGCCUACAUGCAGCCCGUCUUCAAGAUCCAGCUCGAGGGCGUCUCGCACGACUUCAGCCACGCCGGGCUACGGAUCGUGGACGGGAGGAUGAUGUUUACCAUGCAAGAAAUCCAAGCGCUGUUCGAUGUUAAUAUCGAGGGAAUCCUCCGGUGCAUCAGGGAGCAGUUGGACAGGCUGGUCAAAAAACAGCAACCGCAAGAGAUCGAAUACAUGAUUCUGUCUGGAGGGUUGGGGGGCUCUGCGUAUGUGCGAGACAGCCUCCAGAAGCAAUUCCAGAACUACUCGCACCAGAACGCCAGCAAGGUCGCCGUGAUACCUUGCCAGGACCCUCAACUUGUCGUCGUGCGCGGUCUGCUGUUGGACCACCAGCAGAAGAUGGAGACGGGGCGGAUCUCGGUGCUCGCGACGCGCGUAGCCCGGGCCAGCUAUGGCGUGUUGAUCAAAGAAGUCUACUCGCCGCAGCAACACUUCGACGAGGAAAUACAAAACGACCAGUUUGUCCCCAAGAAGAAAUGGGCAAUGAACCAGAUACGAUGGCUCAUUCGCAAGGGCGACAGUGUCAACCCAAACUCGCCGCUGGUGCACUCGCUGGCGGUGUCACUGGCCCCGGGCGAUACGAAGAGGUCGUGGGACGCCCAAAUUGUCGUCUCCCACAACGAGACAUCAUUCUUGCCAAAGAGCAUGAAACAGGCGGGGGCAACAAAGCUGUGUGAUGUACGGAGCAACCUUACGGGAUUGCAGCAAGAACAGCUCGUGCUCAAACACAAACGGGGAACCUGCUUUUCCAAGGGAUACACGUUCUACGUGCUGAACUUUGACAUCCGGGUCAUCAUCGCGCCGGCCGACCUCCGAUUCGAGCUGUGGUUCGGCGGGCAGAAGUUCUCGGGCAACCACGAGCCGAUUGCUGUGUCGUGGGACCAGGAAGGUGUCAAGGCCGGUGAGGUGAACGGGCAAAAGAGAAACACGGGUUUUGGAAUGUCGCCUGCUGGCUAG
Colletotrichum destructivum is the source of this 1887-nucleotide messenger RNA. Its product is annotated as Putative ATPase, nucleotide binding domain-containing protein. The transcript is spliced from 6 exons. Bases 1 to 1887 code for a protein of 628 amino acids. Lineage: Eukaryota; Fungi; Ascomycota; Sordariomycetes; Glomerellales; Glomerellaceae. The record is from RefSeq and is a predicted model, not a curated record.